UUGGAAAUUCCUGUCCUUCUCGUCUUGACUUCUUCAAAUUCCUUUCUUCUCGACUCUUCACAGGCUACAGCCUUCUCUCUCUCUCUCUCUCUCUCUCUCUCUCUCUCUCUCUAUCUGAGGACUUUUCUUGAUUGCGGAUUCAUACAGACUACGAGGUGAAUUUUGAGACAUUGGUUUAAUCAGGACCGUACUUGCCUGCAGUCAUCGACUAUUCACUGUGAUUCUUCAGGGUUGGAUUUAAUGGACAUCUCUCCAUCUCCACCGGAGUUCGACUACUUAUUUAAAUUACUGCUUAUUGGAGAUUCAGGUGUUGGGAAAAGCAGUCUCUUGUUGAGUUUCACUUCAGAUACAUUUGAAGACCUUUCACCAACAAUAGGUGUUGACUUUAAGGUGAAGAUGGUGACUGUUGGUGGGAAAAGGUUGAAGCUUGCAAUCUGGGAUACAGCUGGACAGGAAAGGUUCAGAACAUUAACCAGUUCAUACUAUAGAGGAGCACAAGGCAUAAUUAUGGUUUAUGAUGUGACAAGGCGUGAAACAUUUACAAACCUUUCCGAAAUAUGGGCUAAAGAAAUUGAUCUAUAUUCUACUAAUCAAGACUGCAUCAAAAUGCUUGUUGGAAAUAAAGUUGACAAGGAAAGUGAAAGGGUUGUAACUAAGAAGGAAGGAAUUGAGUUUGCAAGGGAAGCUGGAUGCCUUUUCCUUGAAUGUAGUGCAAAAACACGAGUUAACGUUGAGCAAUGCUUUGAGGAGCUUGUUCUAAAGAUAUUGGACACCCCAAGCCUCUUAGCAGAAGGUUCAUCAGGUGUAAAGCGGAAUAUUUUCAAGCAGAAACCCCAACCUGAGGCUGCCACAAGCGGCUGCUGCUGAGAUGUACUGUCCACCUGCUUCCAGUUGAUUUGUUUGUUGAUGUUGGUGAUGCGGAUGUCAGGUCUUCCCUCUCAUAUUUGUUGCUGAAACAGUAAAUUUAAAAUUCUUCAGUUGUUCUCCCUUUAAUCACUGUUUCUUCAGAAUGCAUCUGUUCAAUGCUGUAUA
Nymphaea colorata (pocket water lily) is the source of this 1032-nucleotide messenger RNA. RefSeq names its product ras-related protein RABC1. The transcript has 7 exons. The record is from RefSeq and is a predicted model, not a curated record. Lineage: Eukaryota; Viridiplantae; Streptophyta; Magnoliopsida; Nymphaeales; Nymphaeaceae. Gene Ontology annotation, molecular function: GTPase activity; GTP binding. Bases 241 to 867 code for a protein of 208 amino acids.